This is a messenger RNA of Symbiodinium natans, 1281 nucleotides long. The record is from the annotation of a GenBank genome assembly. NCBI's taxonomy places the organism in Eukaryota, Dinophyceae, Suessiales, Symbiodiniaceae.
AUGAUGGAGCCGCGGCCUCGUGCCGAGGUCACAGCGCACCUGGAGGAGCCUCAGUAUGCCUUCUCCCUGAAUCUCUUCGCGGAGGAUUCGCCAGCAGACGAAGCAGUGUCGGAGCAGGACCAGGACAUCUGCGAUGACACGGCGCCAACCCCAUCCGCGGCCUCGCCGCCAAACCCGACGCCACCCAAGCAGAUCGAGCUCAAGAUUCCCACACAGCCACAGGCGCGUGUGCCCACGCUUAUGGCCAACGCGCACCGUGGGCAGAAGGCCCGGCUGAGCAACGUCCAAUCAGCGCCCAUGCUCCCGGCCGUGUUCUCCCCCCACGUCCCGGCGAUGUACGUGACGAGAUCAACUGCCUGGAGGCCCAGUGGCGAGCUGACCCUGAGUGUGUCCUCCUCGUCCCGAAGCUGCUCCACACAGGAGUUCCUGAGCAGCAAGAGCAAGGUGGCCCCCUUGGGCAGCGCCUGGCGCGAGGGCGACGUGAGCGCGGAUGGGGAGGCCGUGCGGUCGAAUCCGGAUGAGGGUGGUGAGUACAUCCACGGCUGCGUUCCCAACUGGGGCCGCGAGCGGGCGGUGAGGUCGGUCGCCGCCGUGGAGCAGAAGUUGAGCUGGACCUACUACCGCAUGCGCGGGCUGCGUGCGGCCGUGCCUCAGCCCCCGCCCACGAGCAAGGAGCGGAGCCAGCGCUUCGACUUCUGGACCGACCUUCGGCCUCCCAUGCGCGUGGAGGGCAUGGAGAGGGACCCGGAGGACAACGACAGCCACCCUGACGGCCUGUUGUUCCGGAUCUUCUACACGUGCCCCCUGGACUACGUUACAGAGAGGAAGUGGGGCCGUCGCACCUCCGAGGGAACCUUCGACAACGUGGCCUGCGGCACGGCCGAGGUCCGGAUCCCGAAGGACUUCCCCCAAAACUCCAAGCAACUCUGCGUGUUGAGCUGGGGUGCUCCGACCCUCAAGUCGAAGAAGUCCCUGCGUCCGCGGGACCCGGUGACCGUGGACCCCAGUAGCUGGAGCCCAAUCACUUCGGAGAUGCAGAGCAGGUCGCAAAGCCGCCGCUUCAACCAACUCCAACAAGCGCUUCAGCGUGCGAACACGAAGCUGGCAGCGGCGCCCAAGAAGACGAGGCACUGGCAGAAGGCAUUGCUCAGCCAUUCGGCAACGCUCGCAGACUUCAUGAAGGCUGAACAGGCGCACAUGGACGAGGAGCAGCCUCCGCCCAGGAUGCGGGACCUGAGGAUCCGGACGGCCUGCGCUGGCUUCGUAGACAUCCAGGGCUGA